AUGGGGACCGAGGCGGGAGGCGAGGGCGCCCUGCCAGCGAUGCUCUGGAAGCUCGAGGCCUCGUUGAUCUUUAGUGCCGAGACACCGCAGCUGCCGCCGUCAGCUCAGAAGAAGCUGUUCGACGAGGUGGUUUCUGCGUGGAGAGUGGCAAGAAAAAACCAAGUAAAAAACGGGAACGAAGACAUCCAGGCCGAGGACAAUGCCAGCAAAAAUGUAGAGAAGGAGCUCGCCGAAUUGGUGCAGCUCAUCGCGGACCUAAAGCGUUGUCACUAUCGCUCGGUGCUCUUCGCGUCUUCGCUGGCGCGCGCGCUGCGCCCGCUCCUGCUGUCGCCUCAGCAGGACGGCGGCGUCGCCACGCUCAAGGCCCUCGACGCUGCGCUGCAGAAGGCCUGCGCGGAGUUUGUUUACUCUCCGAGUUCCAGUGCAUACGACCCGAAAGCAGACGAAUCGCAAAAGAGAAGAGAGGCGAAACAGGUCGACGAGGCCUUUCUCCAGAGCCUGAGGCUCCGCGCGGUUCUUCUGGCUUCUGUCGCAGCUGCCGAGCUCUUCAUGCAGGUCAACUGGACAGGGCCCCCGAUCCGCCGUUUCCGCCCCUCGGAAUUGCUCGCGGCGCAACAGGAGGAAGACGGUCGCGCGCGUUUCCCUGACCAUCCGUACUACCAGCGGCAUUCCUCCUCGCCUGCCUCUCCGGCCCCUGGAGGCAAGGCAGAGGCGCUUGUCUCCACGCGAGACGAAGGGCACGGCGAAGCUGCGCAAGACGGAAAUUCCCGAGAAGGCUUUUGGCGCUUCUUCUCCGCCUCUGUCGCCUGUCGCUGGUGCGGACGGGUUCGGCACUCCGAACGCCGAGGCGAGAAAAAGGCAGAUGCAGGCGCCGGCGCGAGAGUCGCAUUGUGUUUUUGCGAGGCUGAACUCGAGGCAGUGUGCUGUCUCGGGCCCCCUGACAUGCCUCUGACCCCCCAGGGGAAAGACGCUCACGCUGCGGAGACGCCGAGACAGGACGCCCUCCAGAGACUCCAAGAUGAAGCUAUGGAGGCGUUUAAUGCCGAUGGAGAGGAUGUGUACGAACUUGUCCGGGGGCUGCCGUACUUCUGGCUCGCGUGCCGUCUCGCCGCGUGGCUUCGAGGCCAAAAUGAGCGCCUGCUUUCCGCCGGCGGGCGGCACCUCUCCUCGCCGGCUUCCGUUGUUUCUCCCGUUUUUUCCUGUUUUUUCUGGGACGCGCGCCUCGCCACGGUCUCCCAAAGAAUUCUGCGAGGGGUGUCGGCAGCUGCGUGCCAGGCUCCGUCGCUUAUGCGCGUCUCCGUGGACGACCUUGCGGCGUCGUUAAAGGAGAUCAAUCUGCUUCCUCUCGAGUUCUCCCUGGCGAAGGCGCCAGAGGACGUGAGAAAGGUCUUGGAGAAGAUGGGCGUAUUCUCAGGCGGAGAUCAAGGGAGCCGAACCGCUACGCGCCUUCUCCACGACGCCACGGAGGAGUCCCAACGUGUAUUCGACAGCCUGUCCUCGUCCACCUCUUCGUCCUCUGGUUCCUCGUUUUCUUCCCAUCCCUUGUUGCUCCCCUCUGCGCAGGAUCAGGAAGCGGAGGCUGUUCUUCCGUGCCCCAAAGAGAGGAAAAACGGAGACGCCUCCACCCUGCCGGACAGUGCCUGGGUGACAGACCGGGAGAAAUCACUCAUGUUGCUCGAGUUGUCGCUACACCUGCUCAUGUACGGCAAGGUGGACCCGUCCCUCAAUGAGGUUAUUGACGCCGCAUGCGCUGCCGCAAACAUCAAAUUCUCCUUCACCGGUGCAGAAGGCAUUCGACGAAAAUAUCAACAGCGCGCGAUCGCUCAACUCGUCGUCUCUGCAACGCCCCUCCGUCCGUCUCCGUCUUCCUCUUCUGCUGCGCCUUCUGCUUCCUCGUCUGCCUGUUCUGGCCACACAGCCCGCGGCGGUGGAGGCCUCUCCCCUGAGAACGGUCCCGCCAGAGGCGAAACCUUUCCUGCUGAGAGCGACGAAGCAGAGAAGCGGCAAACGCACGAAAGCCACGCUGACGAGGAGGCGAACGACGCCGACGAGGAGGCGAACGACGCCGACGAGGAGGCGAACGACGCCGACGAGGAGGCGAACGACGCAGCCGAAGAGGCGAGACGCCGAGACUGGAAGUUGCAAGAUGUGCAUGGAGACGUGGAUGUCCUCGAGAGACCGCGACUCGUUGACGCAGAAGACGCUGACGCGGCCGAGCGACCGCUGGAUGCUCUCGAGCAGGCUCUCCUUCUCGCGCGAGGCCUGCGGAUCUUGGAGACCAGCCCAGCCCGCGACGAACUCGCGAUGGAGCAACUGAACGCCGUCGCCGUCCGGUGCCUCGCGCUGAGAGAAGACGAGGCGAAGAAGGCGCUCGACGUGGACGCGAACCAUCACGGACCAGCCGCGUUCGAGGGCUCCACUGAGGCAGCCCUGGACGUCGCCUUUCUGGAAGAAGACAACGCGAUGGAAAUCAAGAGCGCCGACUGGCUGCUCUACUCGGCGGCGCUCUGGCUACGUUGCAAAUCCGAGUACCAUCGGUCGAAAACAGUCGAGCGCGCGUGUGUGCAACUGAAUGCUCUGAUUGAUCAAUUCAACGACCGCCUUCCUGCCCCGUCCCAGAGGCUUCGCUUCAUCUACAACGUAGACUAUCCCAGUUGGUGGCAAGGGAAGAGAGAGCUAGCUUUCCGGAUGAUGCAUAUGGGCGCCACGCUGACGGCCUACGAAAGCUUCAAGGAUUUAGCCAUGUGGGAAGAAGCCGCCGAGUGUCUCUACGCAGCAGACCGACGCGCGGAUGCUGAGGAACUGCUUGUCGAGCGGCUGAAGCUGCGUGAGAGCCCGCCUCUCUGGUGCACCCUGGGCGACUUGCGAAAAAGUGUCGACUGCUACGAGAAAGCCUGGACUCUGUCGAAUCAACGCUGUGCACGAGCGCAACGGUCGCUAGGACACCUCUACAUGCGAGAGGAGAACUACCAAAAGGCAGCGCAGGCCUACGCACGCUCGCUCGAGCUGAAUCCUUUGCACCGGGCUUCCUGGUUCGUUCUUGGCUGUUGCGAAAUGAGGCUCGAGCGGUGGGACGAUGCCGUCCAAGCCUUCGGACGCGCCGUUGCCCUCGAACCGCAAGACGGAGACGCAUGGGCAAACCUCGCCGCCCGCGAAGCCUGGACAGCCGCUCGUCUCUGCAUUGGCGAGGCUGCAAAGUACCGCAGAGAGAGCUGGCGGGUGUGGGACAACUUCCUCAAGAUUUCGGUUCGUGCUAGGGAUAUUCGCGGAGUCAACGAGGCCCUCAGACACUACGUGGAUCUCAACGUUAAAGACAAAAUUCCCAUUUGGAUCUACAGUUUCUUGGAACACGCGGUGGUUUCCGGAGUCUCACCCGAGGCCGCCGUCGACAAUGAGUCAUCCGCGUCGGCUCCUCGCUCGUCUGAAGACGACGCGAACGAGGAUCGUCCUCCUGCGUCUGCUGUAUCUCCACAUUCGCCUUCUUCGGCUGCGGAAUCCGGCAAUGCCGCAGCGCCGAGAAGUGUGAAAAGCGUCGCCUUUGCGGUAGAGCCCGAGCCGCGUCGGCCAGGCGCCUUUGCGGUCUCGAGCGUCUCUUCCUCUCCUCUCUUUAAAUCCACUCUCAAGACACUGGAAUUUCUCGCGCAGCACGUCGCCGAUCAGGCCGAGCUCUGGAAAGCCCUCUCCAACCUCCAAGCCGUCAACGGCGAUUUCCUCGACGCCGCCGAGACCCGACUCAAACUCUUCCGGGCACUCAGCGCUCUUUUGCGCCGAACAGAGGGACCAAACGAGCGAGGCGCCUUCAGCUCCGCCAAGGCUCUAGAGCUGCAGAAGGACGCGACUGACGCUCUCAGAGAAGCCGUCAAUCUUCUGCGGAAAGCGGCUGCCGCCGGAAGUGAACCUCUCGACAUCGAACGCCGACUGAGUGACAUACACACGACUGCAUGCAGUUUAACUGAGGAGCUUCGGCAGCGUGCGAGUGCCUACGACGCCGUCCUCCAGAGACCGCAAUUGGAGUGUCUGCGCGCCGAGGCGCAGGAACUGGCAAACCAAACCGCGCCGCCGUUCACACAGGCGUAG
Molecule: messenger RNA, 4077 nt
Organism: Neospora caninum
Lineage: Eukaryota; Apicomplexa; Conoidasida; Eucoccidiorida; Sarcocystidae
Exons: 19
Coding region: 1-4077 (1358 amino acids)
Molecular function (GO): protein binding
Source: RefSeq, a predicted model, not a curated record